GGAAGAAGAAGCGGAAGAAGAAGACGGAGCUAAGCGUGACGUCAGCACAUCGGUGGGAAUGGAUGCCUUCAACGUCGUCCUUAUUUCGCGCACUUUCACCUGUCUUUUCGUGUCCCUCGCGUAUUUCUCGCGGGCCUCCCUCGGCACGGAGCUGAGUUUCGUGACAUGCGGCUCCGUCGUCAAACUUUUAAACGUGAAACACAACGUGAGGCUGCAUUCUCAUGACGUGCGCUACGGCUCCGGAAGUGGACAGCAGUCGGUGACGGGCGUCACAGGCGUGGAGGACGCCAACAGCUACUGGAGCGUGCGCGGGACUCGCGAGGCGGCGUGCCGACGGGGCGAGGCGGUCAAGUGCGGUCAGACCAUCCGACUGACGCACGUCAACACGGGCCGGAACCUGCACAGUCACCACUUCAGCUCGCCGCUCUCCUCCAACCAGGAGGUGAGCGCGUUCGGCGAGGAGGGCGAAGGCGACCACCUGGACGAAUGGAGCGUGGUGUGCGGCGGGUCGGUGUGGAAGCGGCAGGAGGCGGUCCGCUUCCGCCACAAGUCCACCGAUGCGCUGCUGUCGGUGACGGGGGAGCAGUACGGCCGGCCCAUCCACGGCCAGAGGGAGGUGCACGCCAUGCCCGGCACCACGCCGCACAGCUUGUGGAUGGCCAUGGAGGGCGUCUUCAUCAAGCCCAGCGAGGCCAUGGCGGGCCAGGAGCACCACUACCAGCACACCGAGUUCUGAACGCCCCUUUUCUUCUCUCGUCUUGGGAGGAAGUUGGUGUCCACUCGCUUCCUGUUUCCUCUCAAACGUCACACAUGCGGACUUUCUCUCACCGCACGACUACUUCCUGCUGAAGGAGACACGCGCUCUUUGUAGUAAACACAGGAAUAUUUAUAGAACAAAAAAAAAAUUGUCAAUUUCUAUUUUAUUGACUGAAUCAUGAGGUCCAAAGUGCGUGGUUUUUUUUUUUUAAGGGACAGUCGCACAUUUUGAAAAUACUAUCCUCCAGAAAAAUGAAUACAAAUUGGAAAAAAGAGCCUACGUGUUUAAGGUAGCAGGAAAAUAAUAAAUGUUGUCGUUAAAAACAA
Messenger RNA from Nerophis ophidion (straightnose pipefish), 1083 nucleotides. It is a transcript of the gene sdf2, whose product is annotated as stromal cell-derived factor 2. Lineage: Eukaryota; Metazoa; Chordata; Actinopteri; Syngnathiformes; Syngnathidae. The coding region runs from base 59 to 736 and encodes 225 amino acids. The transcript has 3 exons. The record is from RefSeq and is a predicted model, not a curated record.